UAUUUGUCACAGAGGAAUUAUCCCUUUCGACCAAUCAGAGAGCGUUCUAUGCAGAUGUCCCGCCUCCAAAUAGUAGUCGAAAACACGAGAGCCCUGAAACGAGCAUGGAUGCUUGGCUCAAAUUUAAGCACAGAUCCAGGGUAGCUAUAAAUGCGUAUGGGAGAUAUUUGAAAAAGAAAUUUGCGCUUCUUGAUAAUUGCACCGAAAUAAAGGUAUAAACGAUAUCAACCCAAAAUGGCAAUCGAUUUCAUGUUUUGCGAUCGCAAGCAGAGUGGGGAAAACAACAACUCAUGGCCGGUGUGUCAGAUUUGGCCGGAGACCAUGAGGUUGUAUUUAAAAAGGGGGCACAACUUAGACUGGACUCACUUUCUCUAAGUGAAUCUUCACCCCACCAUUCAGGGGGGAUUCGUUAAUGAUCUAGAGCUUACAUUCGGAGCAAUUUCUGGAGCCAUGGAGGCGUUUAGCACGAACAAAUCGAGGCUGAGCUUCAACGAGAAGCAUGGCGGUAGACUUUGUUCUGAGACACCUAGCUUGGCCCAUGUUUUGACGGUUGUGACUGCUCUCGUGUUUAUCGCCACCCCUGUAAUUUAUUCGCUCUCCGUGCUCCGAGCCCAAGCAGCCCUCGUAGCCGAGCUUCGCGCUGAAAUGACGGAGCUGCAAGAACGCGUUCGUCGCCUUGAGGCCGUCGCUCCGAUGCAAAAACCGGAUCAGGAUGAGGCUAAGAAUCUGGAAAGGAUUUUGGCAAACUUUGGCGAAGAUCAGGGAGAAGGAGAUGCGGAUGAAAACCAGGAAAGAUACAAAGACAAUGACUUCCUUGACAAACUUUUUGGGAAGUUUGAGCUGGGUUCCGAACCGGAUAAUACACAAUGGGAAGAAGAUAGAAACAAUGCAUGGUAUCACGAUCCUGAGGAAAAGAUGUUGACCGAAGUCGACAGCCUCAAGAUGUCACAGGAAGCAGAAGACCCCUCGACUGAUUCAUACAGAACAUCCCUCCGUCGCCAUGGCGACCAACUUUUCACCAAUCACCGGGCGGAGCGAGAUGACGUCACAUGGGAAUCCAUCAAAGGGCGAGGGCAUAGGCGGCCCAGACGGCAGGCAGAAAACCGUGAGUCAAGGAGGAAUCGCAAUCGGGAUGAGAAAAGGGCUAGUAGGAGGAACAGGGGAAACCGAGGGAGCACAGGGAAACGAGACCGAGGGAACGAGGAAACUCGUCGACAAAAUGGAGGAGGAGAAAGUCCGCCACAAUAUGAGUCUGCAUACAUACAUUUCGUAGGAAAUGUCAGCUCGCGAGUACGAACACAUCCAGAAAGCGUGCACCCACUCUCGCCUAGGAUGGUGAAUAUUACUGAGAAUCUGCUGAGUGACUGGGCCUAUGCAUAUUGGACACCCCGUCGUCAAAAAGAGAACUUUGUUUUAAACAAUGGAGUAGUCACAGUAAAGGAGCCUGGCGUUUACUUCAUAUACAGCCAGGUUCAAUUUUUCGACGACCACCGAUUGAAUGGCCACGUCAUAACGAUCCAAGGCAUCGAAGAAGAGAGAUUCAAAUGCGCCGAAAGACCGGCGCAGAACCCUCUCAGCAUGCAAACCUGUUACGUGGGAGGACUAGCAUUUCUCCACCGCGAUUCACGGGUAGCUGUCCGCCUGGCUUUCUCUCACCGAUGGGUUAAUAUGCACAGAGACAGUACCUACUUCGGCAUGUACAAAGUGGCGGAUCUUUCAAAACAAGAUUGAUUUUGGAAUUAGACAUGAAAUUCAUGGAUUUUGCAGUCUAUUGAUCUUCCAUUCCCUGGAAAGUGAAGGUCAAGA
Lytechinus variegatus (green sea urchin) is the source of this 1806-nucleotide messenger RNA. RefSeq lists its product as uncharacterized. Gene Ontology annotation, biological process: immune response. NCBI's taxonomy places the organism in Eukaryota, Metazoa, Echinodermata, Echinoidea, Temnopleuroida, Toxopneustidae. Gene Ontology annotation, molecular function: tumor necrosis factor receptor binding; receptor ligand activity. Gene Ontology annotation, cellular component: membrane. The transcript has 7 exons. Bases 451 to 1731 code for a protein of 426 amino acids. The record is from RefSeq and is a predicted model, not a curated record.